This is a messenger RNA of Lagopus leucura (white-tailed ptarmigan), 2133 nucleotides long. RefSeq names its product proline rich 11 (gene PRR11). Gene Ontology annotation, cellular component: cytoplasm; nucleus. Lineage: Eukaryota; Metazoa; Chordata; Aves; Galliformes; Phasianidae. The record is from RefSeq and is a predicted model, not a curated record.
AUGGGAGCGGCCGUCCGGCCUCCACCCGCCGGCCCAGGUGUGAGCUGCGCCCCCCCCACCGCUGACUGAAAAUGGAUUCGUCCGAGCGCGCCGCGCUCCACCCCCCCAACCCCUCCUCACGGGGCGGCGGGGAAAUGGAGCGGCGCGGCCCAAUCCCUCCGCGGGGCCUCCAACGGGCGGUGGUGCGGAGCGGAUCGGAGCGGAGCGCGGCUCCCCCCAGCAGCGAUGGUGAAGCACAGACGGCGUCGCCGACGGCCGAGAGGCAAAACCAAAGCCGCCCCGCGGUCACAGCGCCCGGCGCCUCCUUGCGAUCGCGGCGCUGCCGUCCGCCCCGCCUCGGCUCACCUUCCUCCGGUCGCAGCUGCAGCCCGGCCCUCGCUCUGCCCGCUGCCUUUGCCCGCUGUGACACACGUGGUUCAGCCUUUGGCUGCGGUUGCGUCGCUGCUGUUGUGCUGGUGCCGCAGCGCCGUCGCGCAGAGUUUCACAGUGGUUAAAGAGGUGAUAUUUCCAUCACAAGUCUACUUAAGGGAGCUAAAUGCAUUCAAAGAGCAGCUGGAGAAGCUGGAAACUGAAUUUUCUAGACUACAAGGAAUACUGCAGAAGAGUGGAAUUACAACUUUGCCUGCAGAAAGCUCUCACUGUCAGAGGUGCAGUAAAACAGUUCUGGGUGCUCCUGUAGAAGUGCAGCCAAACCCUCCAUCAUCAGUUCCUGGGCCUCCUGCAGUGCAGCUGCAGCCUACAGCUGUGCCGCCUCCUCCUCCUCCUCCUCCUCCUCCUCCUCUUCCUCCUCCUCCACCACUGCCACCACCAAAACUGCCUGCAGCACCUCUCCUCCUCAAACGUGGCAACGGCUCUAAAGCACUGCUGGAGCCAUCGGUAAAAAAAGAUGCACCGAUGCACAUCACUCUCAAAGAUCUCCUGAAUGUAAAGCUAAGGAAGACAGACAGCAGCCUGAAAACAAACAAGGCAGGAUCCCCAGAGAGGACACGCAGGGCAUUAAUUACAGUCUCUGAUUUACAGAGUGUUAAUCUGAGAUCCAAAUCCAAGCCAUCAGCUCACAUUACAAGCUCCUUAAUAACCCCACCUAAAAACCAGUUAGAUCUUCGGAAACAUCUUAAGAAAGUCAAUAUACAAAGAAGUCCUGGUGGCACUCCACUAAAUAAAGAAAACACUGAAUGUGGGACUGGGCUGACACCCAUUAUGACACAGGCACUGCGGCGCAAAUUCCAGAUGGCACAUCCGAAGAGCCCCUCACCGGCCCGGCUGAGCACUGCCAGCAGCUUUGAUGAGCACAAGUAAGGUUUACACAGCAAUGUGUUUUCAUUAAUGGUCAGGGAGCUCCUUGGAUCACGUUGUCACUGAGGCACAAUGAAUGUGUGUGAGUGCAUUUAGGAAGGGGGCAUUCUGAAAACACUAUAUCCAAAGUCUGCCCUUUUUAAAGGCAAUGUCUUUCCACUUCGUCUCAAUCUGGUUUUGUAUUUUGUAAGACAAAAUGAGGUUUUCUCAGUAUUUUAAUACCUGGCUGCUGCUGAAACAGGGACUGUUGUUCCUGGUGCUGAUUCUGCUUGUAAUAUACGUGUGUUUGUUUAUGGAAAUUCAGUAUUUUUUAUAACAAGACUGAUCUUGACAGCAAUUGCACAAAUUCCAAGCAAAGCAGCAGUUAUGCCCUCUGGUGCUCCUGAAGUGAACGUUUACAGUCUUCCACAAACAAUUACAUGGUUAAAAGCACAUGAGACAACUGCAAUAUGUAUCGCUUUGGGGCCAGAUGAGGUCACCUCUGCUAUUAAAGGCCGCACUGCUUGGAGGCGGGCAGCUGAACGCUCCCAGGGCACAGCAAUGGAGCUCACUGCCCAGCGUGGACAUGGCGUGGCCUUGGGACAGAGCCCUGCUUUACAAGGGCUGGGUUUCAGCCGCACUCGGGCCGCUUUCCCAGAGCUUGGCCAUGCAUCCUGCAUGGCUUCUGCCACUGGAGCAUCACCCCAGAGCUUCGUGGGAGGAGGAAGAGCAGCGGGGCCGUCCUGGGACUGGUGAUGCUCUGCAGGCAGUUCUGGGACCACCCUGUGAUGAAGCGCUGCCUGACACUCCGCUCCUGCACUGCUUGUCGUGGAAUAAACUCAGCUCGUUUCAAACCGA